CAAGUUGAAUGGGUUUCUUUAGGCAUCUUGUUACUAACAGCCUCACAAAAACACAUCACUUGUUUUUAUUUCUUUAGAUAAAUCUAUGAAAAAUGACAAAGAUAACACAGUUUGACAUAAAAUAGUAUUUUUGCACCAACAAAGUAAUUCCCCAAGAGUUAUCAGCUGAAAACCUGGCAUAUCUCAUCAUGGUGUGCAGUGUGUCCUUAAAAAAAUUGAGGAAACUGGAUAAAAGAAGAAGCAGCAAGCUUGAAAAACUAUCACGCAAGAACUGGACUUAAAAUCAGUGGCAACAGGUCUGAUGGAGUGAUGAAUGCACAUUUAAAGUUUUUGGUCCAAAUCAUCAGCAGCAUGUACAGAAGAGGUCAGGAGAGCUACAACAGUGAGUGUCUACAGCCAUCAGUAAAACACAGUCAUGGUUUGAGCUGCAUUUCAGUCAGUGGUGUUGGAGAUCUUGUUAAAAUUCAUGAAUUAUGAACACAGAAAAGUCCCAUCAGAUUUUAAACCACCAUGGAAUACCAUGUGAUUGGCAACAGCUUCAUUUUUCAUCAUGACAAUGAUCCCAAACACACUGCCAAUGCAGUAAAAUCAUCCCUGGAUAGAAAAACACACAGUGGAACUCUAUCAGUCAUGGAUCGGCCUCCCCAGAGCCCGGACCUCAACAUUAUUGAAGCAGUGUGGGAUCAUGUUGACAGAGAACAGAACAAAAGGCAGAAACAUCCAAAGAAGAGCUUUGAAUGUUCUUCAAGAAGCCUGGAGAACUAUUCCUGAAGACUACUUAAAGAAAUGACGAGAAAGCUGCUGAAAGUGAUUUGCAGAAUUGUUGCUUUGUUUUUAUUUCCCAUUAAAGUGUAAACAGAUAUCGGUGGACAGCAGCUUCAGUCUGAAUCAAAUAUGGAAUAUGGCCUAUUGGCCUUGAGGGGAGCCCCACCUCGGUGGAGCCUAAUUUAAACCCAUAUCCUCCAGACCACAACAGGUGCCCCCCUCCUCCACUCCCUUUACGCUCCACCUGUCUUCUCUUCUCCGUGGCGGGCUGGCGAUCCAGCAAGGAUCCGUCAGUCAUUACAAAUGGCGUGCCGGCCCCCUAAGUCACCGGAUCGGCGGCAGCUGCUCGACCCCCAGAGCUAUUUUCACCCUCAGGAUAAAGUGGUGUUCAGCGAGCCGCCUGCACGGCCCAGCAGCUCCAGUCACGCCGCAGCAGAGCCAGGAUGAAGUCCACCGGCGGCGAGCGCACCGUGCAGCCAGACUGCUUCACCUCAGACCUGGAGGACCUGGACAGCGCCAGCAACAGCUCCGACGGCGGCUGCACGCCGCGCAGGGAGCCGGGGCAGGUGGUCCAGGAGGAGGGAGCCCCGAAACGAAGAAGGAGACGGAGGAGGAGCAGCGGAGGAGACGCGUGUCUGCCCGGCGUGAGCAAACAGAGGCAGGCGGCCAACGCGCGGGAGCGGGACAGGACGCACAGCGUGAACACGGCCUUCACGGCGCUCCGCACGCUCAUCCCCACCGAGCCCGCCGACAGGAAGCUCUCUAAGAUCGAGACACUGCGCCUGGCCUCCAGCUACAUCUCCCACCUGGCCAACGUGCUGCUGCUGGGGGAGGACUGCCUGGACGGACAGCCCUGCCUGCGCUACCAGAGCAUCCUGCACGGCCCCGCCGCCCUCACCGCGCCCUCCCUGCGGCCCAUCUGCACCUUCUGCCUCAGCAACCAGAGGAAGCUGCUCAGAGAUGGAGCGAAACACUCGACUGCUGUGUGAAACUUCUUGGCACCAGACAGGCGGGGAGUCCACCAUACCGUGGCGUUGUUUACAUGUAGGACUUUGUACAUAUAUAUAUAUGAAUAUAAAUGUCUUUAUUUUUGGACGAGACGAGAAAACUAAGGACAGAUUUAAACACUGAAAAGCACUUUCUGUUCACGCUCAUGUGCUUCUGGAGCCUCUGUGUUUUGGUUGAACUGUAACCUGAGCCGAUGUGUAAAGUAGCACCUGACGUGGGGCUAUUUUGGUCCCACUAAUAGUACAAACUACCCCUUGGACACCCCACCACCCCAUGUCUGACCUCUUUAAAAAAAAUAAAAUAAAAUAAAAAAUAUAUAUAUAUAAAUAUAAAUAUAUCCUCAUCACCUUCAGUCACAUGAAGGAAAUUGAAGAGCAGCUGCUGCAGUGGUUGCUGUCAGUUCAGUGUUACCUUGCGCUUUAAAGGGGCAUUAACUGAUGUGUUGCCUCUAGUAGUGAACAGUGGGAACUGCAACAAUGCUCACGUACAUGUGAAAACAAACUGCACGUCAAUAUCUCAGGACUUUAAUCCCCCAGAUGUACAACAGUCAGUGAAGAUGUUGAAAUUUACACACUGGAUUGCACUGCUGUUUCCUUACUCCACUCUUCUUAUGUCUACCUGGUUAAUUUUUGACUAUAUUUUUUGUAAAGUGAAAAUGUCCCAAGAAAACCUUAUAACGAGUUGAUCCCAGCAUGCAAAGCACUCUGGAAAAUCCUUUUGUUCCUUCCCAAAUUCCUAAAUGCCACCAUUUUAACAGAUCACAUGGAGAAAGCCCUGUCUCCUAAAGGAAAAGUGGUCUGUUAUUCAUUUGUUAUUUUACAAUAAUAGACCAGAUUAUCUGAGUAGUAAUGAUCUGAGUAUGAGGAUGUGUAUCCCACCUCUCAGCCUAUGGUAGCUGGUAUAGAUUCCAGCCGACCCACAACACUGAAUGGGAUGAGCACACAAGAAUGGAUGGAUCAGUACUUAAAAUUUGCAGAUCCUGAAGAAAGGGUAUAUUUACUGUAUCUGAAGUGUCAUGGAUUGGUGCAUCCCCAUAGAAUAGGUCAGUAAAAAGAUAGAGCUAUCCUUUUCAAAGUUUUUGUGUUUCAUCAACAAGCUGCCAUCAGCGCUGGUGACCGACUGAUGGUACUUUGUUUGCAUUUGGCUUUUGAGAAGCAGUCCACAUUCACAGAGGGAAAACCAUCUGCAAGCUUCAGCUGCAAACGUUAUUUGGUAGCUUCUCCCUUAGACAUCAGUAAUACUAGCUUUGGCCUAGCAGCUUUGUAAUGCCAAGCUUUAUUUUUUGGGGGGGGCACUGAAAAGAAUUAUGAAUGUGGACUAAAGUCAGACUCUGCAGUUUGUUUUGCUGCCAUCUUUCCAGGACAAAGUACUUCCUUUGUGGGAUAAAAUAUCCCAUUAAAUACAAGAGUGUUGUUUAGUUCUAUGCAAACUUAGUGAAGGAUCAGUUGAGUUAUUUUCAGCGUGCUUUGCAUAAUUUCACAAAGUUGGAAGGUUAAUUCCAGUUAAUCUGGAUACACUUAGAUACUGAACGACAUUUAGCAUUAAAACGGUUCCCUGAAAUAAGCAGUGUGUUCCUAAUUUGAAGGUCCAGUUGGAAACUUCCUGGUAACUGUAUCUGCGUCAGAAGUUAUGUUUUUGGCCUGAUUUCAAGAUAAAGUUCUCUGCGUAAAUGUUUACUUUUGCAUUGUUGCACAGUUUCCUCAUCACUGUAAAAACACUGUGCGAUAGGCUUCCUUUUGCUCUAAAUUGGAGCAUAUGUAAUCCUUUCUCAAUAAGCUGGAUCCCUCGAUAUUUAUUGUUCCAGCGCUAAACUAUGUUUGGGAGCUGUUGCACACUACCUCGUACCUGUGUUUUGAAAUAUAAAGGCCUACCUCUAAAUCCAAUAAGUAAGAAGUACUUGAAUACCUGACAACUUGUGUUCUUUGCACAUCGCACAUACUGAGAAGCUGCUCGAAGAGAAAAAUGUAUUUUUGUACAAUAAAAAUAAAAACAAUCAUAUCAAAACUU
Molecule: messenger RNA, 3780 nt
Organism: Oreochromis niloticus (Nile tilapia)
Lineage: Eukaryota; Metazoa; Chordata; Actinopteri; Cichliformes; Cichlidae
Product: basic helix-loop-helix transcription factor scleraxis
Exons: 2
Coding region: 1209-1754 (181 amino acids)
Biological process (GO): regulation of transcription by RNA polymerase II; developmental process
Molecular function (GO): protein dimerization activity; RNA polymerase II transcription regulatory region sequence-specific DNA binding; DNA-binding transcription factor activity, RNA polymerase II-specific
Source: RefSeq, a predicted model, not a curated record